Trematosphaeria pertusa is the source of this 810-nucleotide messenger RNA. RefSeq lists its product as uncharacterized. The transcript has a single exon. NCBI's taxonomy places the organism in Eukaryota, Fungi, Ascomycota, Dothideomycetes, Pleosporales, Trematosphaeriaceae. The record is from RefSeq and is a predicted model, not a curated record. The coding region runs from base 78 to 632 and encodes 184 amino acids.
GAAUUAUACUAAGAGAAGGCCCAGGUGAACACGGAGCUCAUGCUGCUAGCAGUAGCCAGCGACUUGGCAGAGGCGAUAUGCGCUUCCCCAAACGAACGCGUGUGCCAUGGUUGGAGUCGGACGACCUGCGGUUACACGCGUACAAGACGACCAUGGAUAUGAAGUGGAAGGAUAUAUUUGAAUGCUUCCCAGAUCGGACACCGGCUGCAGUACGGACGCGCUGGCACAUGCUGCGUGGGAAACACCCAUCACUACACCUAUGCCGUCGCCGAGGAAAUGACGACGCUCGGAUCGACGGAAGCGCUGCACGGUAUGAUCAUGUGGCAUCAGUUCAUGGCGAGAUUGAGGAGCCGUACUUUCCGUCCAAUCGACCCCGCUCCUCUGAUUCCUUUUCUGUUAGAAAGCGAAAGAGAUAUGAGGACAUGGAUACUCGGUUCGAAGCCGAUGCCGAAGCUGCGCCUAUUGCUGUUGGUAGCGGCUGGCUGGAGGACGGGAUAAUUACGGAUAUGACGCCAGACGCCAAUGCGACGGACGCCCAGCACCCAAACUCCUGCGUCUUCGGCGGACUUCGACAUCAUUCAAAGAAUCGAUCCUCGCUUGCUGGGAGAUGGACCAAGCGAAGGGCAGGUUAAAGCCGCUCGACGAAGCCGCGAUCCGCUAGAGACUGAUAGCGACAAUGAGGGCGAGAGCCGUACGCCGAAUGACAAUACGAACACGGAGGUGGAUGAGGACUUGGGUACGUCGGCCCUGGAGUGGCCAGAGUUAAACAACUCCAUCAGCAGCCGCGAUCUCCUGAGAUCUACUCUCCUG